AUGCCUGCCGAACUCAGCGAGGCCGAGGCCCUCGCCACGCCCGAGUUCUGGAAUGAGCGUUAUACCCAGUCGGACGGCUCCAACCCGACGCACGAAUGGUUCCGCACCUUUGCCGCGUUGGAGCCUUACUUUAAGAAACACCUCUUCUCUCAAUACCCGCCGGAGACGGUGCCGCGCAUCAUGCAUCUCGGCUCCGGCGAUAGCACCAUCCCAGCCGAUCUGGCAGAACGCGGCUACAAGAACCAGCUCUGCCUGGACUUCUCCACCGUCGUGGUCGACCUCAUGAAGUCCCGCCAUCAGCCACUCGGCGGCAUCGAAUGGCGCUGGGCCGACGUUCGCGACAUGCCCGACGCUGCGCCCACUAAGUCCAUCGACGUCGCCUUCGACAAGGGGACCAUGGACGCCAUGAUCCACGGCUCUCCUUGGUCGCCGCCCGAUGACGUCAAGGACAACACGAGUCGCUACCUUCGCGAGGUGCACCGCGCGCUCAAGGACGAAGGCGUCUUUCUGUACAUCACCUAUCGCCAGCCUCACUUCAUGAAGCCGCUUUUGAACUCCGAGGGCCUGUGGGAGCUCGAGAUGGAUGUGUUGUCGGGCGGUGAGAGUUCUUUUGAUUACUACGGCUUCAUCUUGCGGAAGAAGGCCGAGCCAUGA
This is a messenger RNA of Colletotrichum karsti, 654 nucleotides long. RefSeq lists its product as uncharacterized. NCBI's taxonomy places the organism in Eukaryota, Fungi, Ascomycota, Sordariomycetes, Glomerellales, Glomerellaceae. The record is from RefSeq and is a predicted model, not a curated record. Gene Ontology annotation, molecular function: S-adenosylmethionine-dependent methyltransferase activity. The transcript is spliced from 2 exons. The coding region runs from base 1 to 654 and encodes 217 amino acids.